AUGACAGAGAAGGAGAAGAAGAGCGAAGUAGCUGGCAGAAUGGAGGUACUACACAUUGCUCACAGCCUGUCUCCUGGCCCCUGGAGGGAGCUUGGCGUGAAUGAUGUUCAGGGCCUAACAAAGCAAGGGUGCUCCAACAACUGUGGCGUGUUUGUUUUGAUGUACACGCUGUACAUUGUAAUGGGGGCCAAUUGUGACUUCAGAGAGGAAAACAUGCUGCAAAUUAGGAGAUGUUUGCAGGCAGACUAUGAGGAGUUCUGCAAGGAAAUGAUGGACAAAAGGCAGCUGCAGGUGUUUUCCGGCUUUGAAAUGAGAUAA
Messenger RNA from Knipowitschia caucasica, 318 nucleotides. The record is from the annotation of a GenBank genome assembly. NCBI's taxonomy places the organism in Eukaryota, Metazoa, Chordata, Actinopteri, Gobiiformes, Gobiidae.